UUGGAAAGCGAACUCACCAUGGCCAGCUUGCCUUUCACUUUUGGCUUCGAAAGAAGUGUUGACGACUGUGUCUUCAUGUGCUCCUUUGUGGGAAGUGACUUUCUUCCCCACCUUCCAUCUUUGGAGAUCAGGGUUGAUCGCUUGGUUAACAUCUAUAAAAACAUGGUGCACAAAUCUGGGGGCUACCUGACAGAAAGUGGUUUUGUCAACCUGCAGCGGAUCCAGAUGAUCAUGCUGGCUGUUGGAGAAGUUGAAGAUGGUAUUUUCAAAAAGAGAAAAGAUGAUGAUGAUAACUUUAAAAGACGACAAAAAGAGAAAAAAAGAAGAAUGAAGAGAGAUCAUCCUUCUUUUAUUCCUGGUGGACAAUUUUCCCCUCAAGCUCUGGGAAAUCGAUCUAGCCCUCAGGCAAUCAGUAACCCUAGACAAGCUGCCUUUGAGAUGAGGAUGCAUGACAGACAGAAUCCUACAACUCCAUCUCCAAAUGCCAGCUUCCCUUCCGACAGAAGCCCAUCCCCAGCAGGAGGAAUUAAGUGGAAAGCUGAAGACAGUGACAGUGAACCUGAGCCAGACGAUAAUAUCAGGUUAUGGGAAGCAGGUUGGAAACAGAGCUACUACAAAACCAAAUUUGAUGUUGAUGCAUCUGAUGAGAAAUUCCGUUGCAAAGUUCUGCAGUCUUAUGUGGAAGGGCUUUGCUGGGUUCUCAGAUAUUAUUAUCAGGUCUGUGCUUCCUGGAACUGGUAUGACCCUUUUCACUAUGCUCUGUUUGCCUCUGACUUUGAGGGUAUUGCAGACAUGCCUUUAGAUUUUGAGAAGGGCUCCAAACUGUUUAAGCCUCUUGAACAACUUAUGGGAGUAUUUCCAGCCGCAAGUGGAAAUUUUCUGCCACCAACAUGGAGGAAACUCAUGACUGAUCCAGAAUCAAGCAUAAUUGACUUCUACCCUGAAGACUUUGCUAUUGAUUUAAAUGGGAAGAAAUAUGCUUGGCAAGGUGUUGCCUUAUUGCCAUUUGUUGAUGAGCGGCGCCUUAGAGCUGCCCUGGAAGAAGUCUACCCUGAACUUACUCCUGAAGAAAGCAGAAGAAAUAGCCUUGGUGGUGAAGUUCUCUUUCUUGGUAAACACCAUCCUCUUUGUGACUUUAUUGUAGAACAGUACAAGACCAAAAAUACAGAGCCAGUGGAUAUGCCCCCAGAGCUGUGCCAUAGAAUUCAGAGAAAGCUUACACUGAAUGACAAUGCUGUUCCAGAUCAGAUGGUGAUGUCUCCUGUUCCAAUGCUGCGUGAUCUAACUCAAAAUUCUUCAGUCAGUAUCUCUUUCAAAGAUCCACAGCUCGAUGAAGACUUUGUUUUCAAGGCUGUGGUGUUACCUGGUGCAAAGAAACCUACUCCAGUUCUGAAGCCAGGAGACUGGGAGAAAACCAACUACGACAGCAGACCUGAAGGUUUUAACCAAGACAGAAAACCAGUCCAUUUGGACCAGUCAGCCUUCAGAACCUUAGGGCAUACGAUGCCAAGGGACAGAGGGAUGCCAGGAAUGUAUGCCAAUACAGUGCCCCUUGGAAGCCCACACGCCAGGCCACUUAUGGGUGGGCAGCAGCAGAUUCCAAAACUCCUGUCAAAUCUUAGACCCCAGGAGGCAUGGCGAGGUCCUACACCCUUGUUUCCACAGACUGCACAAAGAACUGCUGGGGCCACUCCUCUUCUUGCCUGGAACCGCAUGAUGCAAUCCCCAAACCCAUGGUUUGGGUCAGAAGGGAUUGCCAAAAGUCAUCUAGUCCAAACCCCCUGCAGUGAGCAGGGACAUCCUUCCAUUAGAUUGGGCUGCCCAGAGUCCCAUUGA
This is a messenger RNA of Pogoniulus pusillus (Red-fronted tinkerbird), 1836 nucleotides long. RefSeq names its product 5'-3' exoribonuclease 2-like. The record is from RefSeq and is a predicted model, not a curated record. NCBI's taxonomy places the organism in Eukaryota, Metazoa, Chordata, Aves, Piciformes, Lybiidae.